ACACACAAGCAGCAGUGCAUAGUAUGGUGUGUGUGUGUGUGGCAAAGAGAGUGAGAGGAGGAUAAGAUUUGUGUGUUAACGUUCACACAAAAAACACAUCAUCCCAUCAGAGAUAGCUAGCUAGCAAUGGCCUCACCAUCACUCCUCAAGUCAUCUCCCGUCCUUGACAAGUCUGAGUUUGUUAAGGGGCAGACCCUUCUCCGCCAGCCUAGUUCCAUUUCCGCCCGCGGCACCCCUAACACCGCCCCCUCUUCUCUCUUUAUCCGCGCCUCCUCCUAUGCUGAUGAGCUCGUCAAGACGGCGAAAACUAUUGCAUCACCAGGACGUGGAAUCCUUGCCAUGGAUGAAUCAAAUGCCACCUGUGGAAAGCGUCUGGCCUCCAUUGGGCUCGAGAACACUGAGGCCAACCGCCAAGCCUACCGGACCCUCCUCGUGACUGCCCCGGGCCUCGGCCAAUACAUCUCCGGAGCCAUCCUUUUCGAGGAGACCCUUUACCAAUCCACCAUCGAUGGCAAGAAGAUGGUUGAUGUCCUUGUUGAGCAGAACAUUGUCCCCGGUAUCAAAGUCGACAAGGGUUUGGUUCCCCUUGCUGGUUCGAACGAUGAGUCCUGGUGCCAAGGGCUCGAUGGCCUUGCUUCCCGCUCUGCUGCUUACUACCAACAGGGUGCCCGUUUUGCUAAAUGGCGUACUGUUGUGAGCAUUCCCAACGGCCCUUCUGCCUUGGCCGUGAAGGAGGCUGCCUGGGGCCUGGCUCGUUAUGCUGCCAUUUCUCAGGACAAUGGACUGGUCCCAAUUGUUGAGCCAGAAAUCUUGCUGGAUGGUGAACAUGGCAUUGAUAGGACUUUUGAGGUUGCCCAGAAAGUGUGGGCUGAGGUUUUCUUCUACUUGGCUGAGAACAACGUGAUGUUUGAGGGUAUUCUCCUCAAGCCUAGCAUGGUCACUCCUGGUGCUGAGUGCAAGGACAAGGCCACCCCCGAGCAGGUUGCUGACUACACUCUCAAGCUCCUCCGCAGGAGAAUUCCCCCAGCUGUCCCUGGAAUCAUGUUCUUGUCUGGUGGGCAAUCUGAGGUCGAAGCCACGCUGAACUUGAAUGCCAUGAACCAAGCUCCCAACCCGUGGCACGUCUCAUUCUCCUACGCCAGGGCACUCCAGAACACCUGCCUCAAGACAUGGGGAGGGCUGCCAGAGAAUGUAAAGGCAGCUCAAGAGACUUUGCUCGUCCGGGCCAAGGCCAACUCUCUGGCCCAGCUUGGCAAAUACACCGCUGAGGGAGAGUCUGAGGAAGCCAAGAAGGGAAUGUUUGUCAAGGGCUACAGCUACUAAAAGCUUAUUGCUUUGCACUGCCAAAGGGAAAUGUCUACAGAUGAAGCAUAAAAAGAUGUGUUGUCAUUCAUGCUUAUAGCAAUUGAGACUAUUUUUGUUGAUUAAAUGUACUUUAUUAACUGCUUAAUAAACCUGAUGCUGAUGAGAACUAGUUAGUAUGUUGUGCCAGAAGCAUGAUAUAUAAAUUUUUCCAGAGUCGUGUUUAA
This is a messenger RNA of Sesamum indicum (sesame), 1529 nucleotides long. Its product is annotated as fructose-bisphosphate aldolase 1, chloroplastic. Gene Ontology annotation, biological process: glycolytic process. NCBI's taxonomy places the organism in Eukaryota, Viridiplantae, Streptophyta, Magnoliopsida, Lamiales, Pedaliaceae. Gene Ontology annotation, molecular function: fructose-bisphosphate aldolase activity. The record is from RefSeq and is a predicted model, not a curated record.